Haplochromis burtoni (Burton's mouthbrooder) is the source of this 1914-nucleotide messenger RNA. It is a transcript of the gene sdf2, whose product is annotated as stromal cell-derived factor 2. The coding region runs from base 90 to 770 and encodes 226 amino acids. NCBI's taxonomy places the organism in Eukaryota, Metazoa, Chordata, Actinopteri, Cichliformes, Cichlidae. The transcript has 3 exons. The record is from RefSeq and is a predicted model, not a curated record.
UGUACGUUUUUAAUGACGUAGCGAAAAAUAAGGCAAAUCUCUGAGAAGGAUCAGCGGCUGGAUGUGCUUGGCUUUUAAACAAAGAAGGAAUGGGUAAAUUAAACUGUGAAAGUAUGCCACGCUUUGUACAGGCCAUUUUGUUGUUGUUUUCCUGUGUGUUUGGACUCUCCCUUGGCACGGAACUGAGCUUUGUGACCUGCGGAUCAGUCAUUAAACUGUUGAAUUUAAAGCACAACGUGAGACUACACUCGCACGACGUACGCUACGGGUCCGGUAGUGGACAGCAGUCUGUAACAGGGGUUUCUGCAGUAGAAGACAGCAACAGCUAUUGGAGUGUUCGCGGGACCAGUGAUGCCUUGUGCCACAGAGGUACCCCAGUUAAGUGUGGGCAGACGAUUCGCCUCACUCAUGUCAACACAGGACGUAACCUGCAUAGCCACUACUUCGCCUCCCCGCUGUCAUCUAACCAGGAGGUGAGCGCAUUUGGCGAAAACGGAGAAGGAGACCACCUCGAUGAGUGGACGGUUCAGUGCGGGGGAUCCGUAUGGAAGCGGGAGGAGGCCAUCCGCUUCCGUCACAGGGCCACUGAUGCACUGCUGUCUGUGACGGGGGAGCAGUAUGGACGACCGAUCCACGGUCAGACAGAAGUUCAUGCUAUGUCAAGCCCCAGCCAGCACAGUCUGUGGAAAGCCAUGGAGGGUAUCUUCAUGAAGCCCAGUGAGAGCCCAGGAGGCAGUCGAGACUACAGUCACCCACACACAGAGUUCUAAACUUCACUUUUCUUUCUCUGCUUCUGUCUUUUUCUAUUUUCCUCUCUACCUAUUUCUGUCUCUAAUUAUAUCUGUUCCAGCAGUCCCUUUCCUUCACCAGAACAUACUUUGGAAACAAUGCAAGAAACUCAUAGAUCCAGCAGCUAAGCAGCUACACUCAGACUUAAUCUGUGAAUGGCACUAUAAUUUGACUUAAAAGGUACAAGAAGACAUUGAGUAUUAAACGUACUGUUUUAUUGUAUGCCAACACUAAUGUUUUUUUUUCUUUUGCAUUUUGUAACAAGUAUGUCAAACAAGAAGUUGUCCUGUUAGCUUUAAUUUAUUGUUAAACUAUAACACAGAAGACACUGCAGGUUUUCCACAUAAAAAAAAUAAAUAAACGUCGUCCUGUGUUUAGUUGAUCUAAAAAGACACUGUUACAGUUGUGCCUUUAUGCUAAAAACAUUGUAAUUGUUUACAUAGUGGAGUCUUUAUUGUAUUUUAUGGUAUCUUAUACCAUGUUUUACACAAGUGACAGCGAAGCAGUAUUAAUACAGAAAAUGAUUCCCCCCCUUUAAGUCAGUGUUGCAUAUGAUUUACCCCACACUGAUAACGCAUAAGAAAAUAAACAGUUUUUUCUGUGGAUAUUUGUUAAUGUUAACGGGGACCUAUACUCCAUAUUUUUCGGGAUUUAAAGUUCAAUAUAAUCUUUAUCUUUAUUUAUUCUGUCCUCUUCCUUGGUGCAGACCCUCACUUCUCAGACAGUAUCUCCCUUACCCCUCCCUUCGAGCCAGCUUUCUUCUGAUUGGCUACCUCUUACAAACAGUAGGUCUGCACAACAAGUGGGCAGGGAUCUGUGCUUAUUGUCUGGACUGUAUGUCUGUAUAAACAUGUAAAGGAAAAAAUCUGUUAAAUAGACUGUAAUUUUGACCACAUUUAAUAUGAGCAGAACCCACCAUCAUAUGUGAAUGACAGAAAGUUUGGAGAAAAUAGGUCCCCUUUAAUGCACUGAAUGCUGUUUAUUAUCUUUGUUUGCUCAGAAGUGUAGAGGGAAAGUAGUGUUUGACAUUCAUGCUGCCUGUGCAUUUAUAUGUGCUCCAGAGGUUCAAAAGAAAAAUGAAUCUGCAGUGAAUACCUCAUAUUAAAGAGUUUUUUUUAAUGCAAA